Molecule: messenger RNA, 882 nt
Organism: Suillus clintonianus
Lineage: Eukaryota; Fungi; Basidiomycota; Agaricomycetes; Boletales; Suillaceae
Exons: 1
Coding region: 1-882 (293 amino acids)
Source: RefSeq, a predicted model, not a curated record
AUGAACACAAAAACUCACAGUCUCGCACUAUUCCUACACCCGAUGUGCCGAAAACUUGCAAUUUUGCAAGCUAUAAAUGGACGUUCAUUCAAGUUUAUGGUGGAGGUAGCUCUCCACAUUGCUAAACAGUGGCGAUGGAGCGAACAGCUCGCAAAAAUGCUCGUUGCUGACUUAAAAGAUUAUCACAAAUCCUCAGGUGUAUUUUCUGGAGGGCAAACCGAUGUACUCGAUUGGUGGGAAACCCUCCCUGUCAGUGCCGAGCGCUGUCCGUUGAAGGCAUUCGCAGUCAUAAUCCACUUGAUCGUACCUCAUGCUGCCAACGUCGAGCAUUAUUUCUCGGGUCUGGGUGGGGUUCAAUCUGUGAAGCGCUGCAACCUAUCAGUUCAGACUUUCGGGUCUCUUAGCAAACUCUGGGCAAGCUAUGCAAAUUUCUUACACAAGGUGGAUCACGAAGCCGGCAAGCCCACACAUCGAAAACACACCCAUAUGCACACUCGGCCAGAGCACGGACUCGACACAGCCUUGGCAGACGAACUUCAAAGGUCUUUUGCAUGGGUGCCUCCACUUGCUGGUGCCUCUCACAACUCAGACAACAAAUUUCUUGCAGGUCCGGAGUCAAUUACAUAUGAGGAGUUGCUCGAAGAAUUUGACAGGUUUGAAAACAAGAUGCUGGAGUCACGAGGCUCGCAAGAAGGUACUGGCGAAGUCCCAGAUAUUUUCAAGGGAGAUAUUAUUGAUUGGAGUGAGCUGGAGAAGGUCGAUAAAGGAAUCACACCUACAGGGGUUGUCGAAGAGAUUGAUGUGGUUGCCCGUGGGUCACAAGGCAUGGAGCCAGGCUGGAACAUCAAUGUACUGUUGACGUCAGAGGGUGUAGCGCAAUAG